Messenger RNA from Dunckerocampus dactyliophorus (ringed pipefish), 1490 nucleotides. It is a transcript of the gene xtbd1, whose product is annotated as CDKN2A interacting protein N-terminal like. The coding region runs from base 70 to 375 and encodes 101 amino acids. The record is from RefSeq and is a predicted model, not a curated record. The transcript is spliced from 3 exons. NCBI's taxonomy places the organism in Eukaryota, Metazoa, Chordata, Actinopteri, Syngnathiformes, Syngnathidae.
GUAGUGACGUCGCCUCACGCAUGUGCACAACAUAUAGAGUUUCCUGCAGGAUAGCAUAUUGACUCCGACAUGGGGAAGAAAAAAAAGAAGUCAGCCGCCGAAAAAGUAGAGAAAUACAGAGGCCACUGGGAGAGCGAUAAGCAUUGGGAGCCUCGGAAGGAGUUUAUACUGCGGAACAUGAGCCAGUAUGAAGCCCAACAGUUGGACCAGCUGCUUUCUCUGUCGAUGGUGUGGGCCAACAACGUCUUUCUCGGCUGCCGGUAUAGCAAAGAGCUCCUGGAAAAAGUGAAGGAAAUGGCUGACGGCAUCGAGGUGGAGGAUGCUCCUGUUUUCAAGACAAGAGAUGAGAUUAUGAAACAGCAACAGGGCAGAUGACAGCUUCCUCCUGCUUUUUGGAACAUACAGUCAACUAGGUUGUGGUUUUAUCAUCAAUUGACUGAACGUGGCAAGAAUUAUGUCAACACUGCGUACAUGUUUUUUGAUAUUUUUUUGUGUAGCCAUUGUUUUUUAAUAAAUUCAUAUGGCUGAAAAUAUCUUGUCCUUAUUUAAAUAAUGCCAUCACUGAAAACUGUAUGUCAGCUUCAUUUGAGUGCAUAUAAUUCUGCAGAGCUAGUAAUAUGGAGUAUAUGCUCCGGGAGUCGGGAACCUUUUUUUGCUAAGGGAGCCAUGAUAACCACAUUUUAGAAUGGAUUUCCAUGAGAUCCAUAUAGUAUUUAACAUUGAACACAACGAAAUGUGUGUAUUUUUAAGCAAGACCAACAUUUUAAUAAUAUAAGUCAAUGUAUUAUUUUUUAAUAACAAUGUUAAACCAAUAAUAAAGGAAAUGCUUACCAUGAAUGUGACUUCUGGUGCUGCAUGGUUUUGCACAGUACUCCUUUUUGCCGUCUUCGUCACAAGGGUUUGCACUGCAGAAUUAGCUAGCUGACUAUUUGAUUAAAGGAGUGAAGUUUACUUCUUGACCUCUCAAGAACUCGUGUAUGGUGAUAAUCGAGUGUUGGCGUUUGACCCAGAAAAUACGGGAAGGACAGCUGGCAUAAGCUCUGGCCUGUGGAAUGGCCUCUGGAAAAAAUGCAUGAGAAUGUUCAUUUUUGCAUUUUAUUUUUAACAUGGGAUGUUUGACCUUUUUAAAAUACAUUUUAUUACAUUAAGAAAUGUCUGAGAGCCAGAUAGUCAUCCAUGGCUCCCGAGCCAUACAGUAGGUUCCCUACCUCUGAUAUUCUUAGUGAACACAUUGUUAGGCACUGCAGAAUGAGAUGCACGCUAGAACUUUUAUCUUUCUUACAUGAGUGGGAUGAAUUAUGAGCAGAAAUAAGUCAUGACUGACUUAAUGGUUGCUUCCUGAAAGAAUAAAAUCAAGCGUGAAUUCAGUUUGGACAAAACCUUACGUCUGAAAAAUGUGUUUUAUUAUGUUUAUACAGCAUAUUGUUAUAAGUAUACACUUUCUUUUUGAUACACAAAAUGUAACAUAUCCCUUCUGUUGAUUGGGAGAA